Messenger RNA from Yamadazyma jaroonii, 687 nucleotides. The record is from the annotation of a GenBank genome assembly. NCBI's taxonomy places the organism in Eukaryota, Fungi, Ascomycota, Pichiomycetes, Serinales, Debaryomycetaceae.
AUGGAUCCAAGUAAGAGAAUCAUCAGUCAUAUGAACAAAGGCCAUCAAAUAUCAAUUAUUGAUUAUUUGGUAGUUUAUGGUAAUGUCAAAUUAUCAGAAUUGGUUGAAUCUUCAGCUCAAAUUUCGGCCAUUAAUGAAACUUCCAUGGAUAUCACUUAUUUGACAAAAUCCAAUACAAAGCAAACGAAAACUUUUGAAUGGAAAGACAUCCCAGAAGGUGAAAAUGUCAUUGUUAAAGAUAUGUCUGACUUGAAGGCCAAAUUGGUAUCAAUGGCUAAGUAUGCUGCUUCCAAACAAGGUUAUUCACAUGUUCAACUUACUGAAUAUCCCGAAUUAUCCAAAGGAACCAUAGUCAUGACUUCGAUUUUGGCCAUUUUCAUGUUGGGUUUUUACGAUAUCACACUUUUGAAACAAUUGUUGAAGAACGAUCCCAUAACUUCUUUCAUUUCUCCUUAUUUCCCUGUCAAAUUUUGGAGCUUGUUGGAACUCGUUGGAAGGAACUUCAGGACUUUUGUGACUGGCGUGUAUGCAAUUCAUCUUGGAGAGGCCAUGUUCUAUACCAUUCCCAAUAUGAUCAAAUUUAGAGUCCCAUUGCCACAAAGUAUUUGUUGGUUUGGUCUCCAUUUCAUAGAGGGUUACUUAACAAUACUCCGUUUCAAGAAACUUAAAACUUCCAAAGGAGCUUAG